AUCCGGCGACCGCCAUUGGCGCGGUUCUCACUUCAGUCAGCGCCCGAUCACCGCACAGAGUGCAUGUGUUAGUGACGUCGUGCUGUGACAAAUUUGACAGUUGUUAUCGUGCUCGUUGUGAUGUUUUCGCGUCAGAACUAUGGUGCAUCCUCAUGAAAAUGUGGAGUGAUUUUCAGGGCUCGGGAGGGUGCGGCGCCAAGCGGCGGGCGACUUCCCCGGGAGAGAGCGCGCACGGCAAGGUCGCGCGCUGGGAGGACUCCAUCGCGCGGCUCGAGGCCGUGGCCGCGGGCGCCGGCGACUGGCGCGCUGACGACGACGAGCGACGCGCGGGCCGGCGGCGCUGCGGCGCGGCUCACGACACCAUCCGCGCCGAGAACGGCAAGUGCUACCUGGAGCUGGGCGCCGCGCGCGCCUGCUGCGACGGCCGCGCCGCCGCGCGCUGCGCCUCGCGCCGAUGCUACCGCGAGCGGCGCCUGCGCAUGAUGAACCUGUGCGCGCUCAAGCUGGCGCGCCUGCGGCAGACGCCCGACCCGUCGCUGCGCCGCUCCGUGCUCGUGUGCAACACGCUGCGCGGCAUCGAGCGCGAGGUGGAGCGCGAGAGCGCCGAGGAGGCCGCGCCCGACCACCCCCCCCUCGCGCCGGCCCCCCGCUGCGAGCUGCUGGCCGCGCGCCCCGCCACCCCCUACCCCGCGCCCGCCCGCGACUCGGGCUACGGCGACGACGAGCCGCGCGCCAUCGACUGGGGCUCCGUGCUGAGCCUGUCGUCGCGCUCGGCGCUCGACCCGCCCGAGGAGAGCUGGCCCGACGACUGGGGCUGGAGCGAGGACAGCUUCGUGCGCCUGCUCGUGCCCACCAGCUAGCGGGCGCCCCCCUGCUAGCGGGCGCCCCCCUGCUAGCGGGCGCCCCCCUGCUAGCGGGCGCC
Molecule: messenger RNA, 922 nt
Organism: Leptidea sinapis
Lineage: Eukaryota; Metazoa; Arthropoda; Insecta; Lepidoptera; Pieridae
Gene: tara
Exons: 2
Coding region: 153-860 (235 amino acids)
Cellular component (GO): nucleus
Molecular function (GO): transcription regulator activity
Source: RefSeq, a predicted model, not a curated record